AGGGUCCCUCUGCCGGCGCCACCGGGGGCCGUGUGCUCAAUAAAGGUCCGAGACCCUGGCCCUGUCUGCGCUUCUCUGAAGCUGCCUCCCUGUGGAAGGGCUGCUCCUGCCUCCACCACCAGAGCUUGGGUAGCAUGCCCGAAAGUCAGGAGCUGGUUAGUCCUAGGUGGUGACACACUCCUCUCAUCCCAGCACACUGGAGGCUGGGGCAGGGGGACCAUGAGUUCCAAGCCAGCCUGGGCUACACACUGAGGAGGAGGAGAGAGAGAGAGAGAGAGAGAAUGAAUGAAUGAAUGAAUGGGUCUUUCGAAGGUCCUCUAUCCUUCAAGGAGCUUGGUCAGGGAUCUAUUCAAGAAUUCUUCCCAUCUCAGAGGAUCGAAAUAAAUCACACAGCUGAAGAGCAGAACCUGAUGACUUAAGACAAAAGGCUUGGCCAAGGCCACAUGCCCAGGAUGGGUGGAUAAACAUUGCUCCUUCAGUUAAUAAACAUUGAUGGGCAGGCUGGCAGGAUGCCUCUGUCGGUAAAAUGUCCGGUGCACAAACAUGAGGAGCUGAGUUUACUCUCCAGCACCCAUAUAAACUCCAAGCAUGGUGGCAUAGGCCGAGACAGGCAGAUCCUGGUCAGCCAACCCAGCCCAAUUGGUGAGCCACAGGUCCCCAGUGAGAGGGGCUGUCUCAGAAAGAUGUGGCACUCGGAAGCACAGGCAGGAGUAUUACAGGUUCAAGGCUAGCCUGGACUACAAAGUAAGACUCUAUCUCAACAAAACAAAACGAAAUAAAACCAAGAGCUGAGAACAUAGAUCAUUGGCAGAACAUCAGCCUAGAGUCCCCCAGUGAGGGGCUGGGGUGUGGCUCAGUGAUAGAGCAGGGGAUGGAGGAUGGGUAUGGCUCAAUGGUAGAGUUUGUGCUUAACAUAUACAAGAACUUGAAUUCCAUCUCCAGCACUGAAAGUAAUCAUCAACGUUACAAAGAUGGAAAGGAGCCAGAUGGUGGUGUACAGCUUUAAUCCCAGCACUUGGGAGGCAGAGGCAGGUGGAUCCCCGAGUUCAAGGCCAGCCUGGUCUACAGAGUGAGUUCCAGCACAGCCAGGGCUACACAGAGAAACCCUGUCUUGAGUACCAAGCCACACCACAUUAAAAAAACGCACAGAAAAAAAAGGUUCAGAUGAAGGAGCGAGGAGACAAGGACAGGGGUGCAUAGGGACCGAUGGUGCAGCCUCCAGACUUUGUCUGUGCUCCAGAGACAACAAGGAAUCAUGGGAGCGACCGGCAGAGGAGGGUGGGGCCAAGGAGGGCAACGGAACCAGGCAGUGAUCUCCUGUGUCAAACGAUAGGAGUGACCCCAAGCCGCAGCAGUGAACAGGUUAGGUCACGCUGCUAAGUACAGACACAGUUCGAGACAGCCUUCUACAAGCAAUGGAGCCAGCCCUGACUAGAGGAGGCCAAACCGCCCUCCUGAACGCCAAGGGCAUCAGGCUUUCAUUGACUUCUCUGGGCAGGGGGAGGAGGAAACGUCUCGUAACUGUCCGUCAGCCACGGUUUUUGUCUCCAAAGAGUAAGGAUCCCAGCAGUUGGAAGGUGGAGACAGAAGGAGUGAGAGCCCGGAGUCACAGUGAUUGUGAAGGGAGUUAUGGUUUUGGGAGACCUUCUCCCCUCCCCCACCCUCCCUCUUUAUCUUACACACACACACACACACACACACAGGUGAUCUGGUAGAUUAAAGCAUGGGCAGCUCUGCCCAGGAGCCUCUGAAUUACAGCCGGGAGCUGCUUGCAUGGACAGGACAGGGCAGGAAGGUUUUCAGGAAGACGCAGAGACCGGAUGACAGAAACAGGCGCCCACCCCGAUGGGCCCACCUCAUCCUGUGUGACAGUGUUGAAUGCCCAGCUGUCAAAGAACAGACCUGCAUGCAGCGCUGAGUAGGUAGCAGCCUUCAAAGGUUGACGGUGGGAGGGUCAGGGUCAGGCGGGACAUAAGGGCAGGGGUGUCAAGCCCCCCCCCACCUCCAUCAUCUCUCGGUUAUCUCCAGCCCCCAUGAGAGAGUCCGUGUUUGCUGAGUGUGCCUAAAAUCCCAGCACUGGGAACUGAGACUAGAGGUUGCAAAUUCAAGGCCAGCCCACACUACAUAGUAAGAAAUUAUCUCAAGCAAGGGGCGGGGCGGCCUUUGGGGUGGGCAAGAGCAGCCUACAAACAUUUUGGGGAGUGUUGUUUGGUUUGUUUACUGAGACGGGGUUAUUCUUUGUAGACUAAGCUGGACUUGAGCUCCUGGCAAUCUUACUUGCCUCCAAUUCCUGAGUUCUGGGAAGAAAUGAGCCGGCAACACUUGGCUCACGUUUCUGCAAAGUGACCUAGGCAAUUGUUGCCAUGAGCCCAGGUCAAGGGCGUUACACCCGACGGAGUUGUAGGCUGUGUUGGUCUAGGGGGCUCCUACUUUGUAAAUAUCCUUGCGUUCUGCCGCAGCUGUUGAGAGGAACAGGGCGGGAGGCAGGCAGUAACGAGCGCAUCAUGGUUAAGGCGGCGUCAGGAUAAGAAUUCAUCUGCCCUCAGGCUCGUUGCUGGGGUCCCUACCUGUUUCAGAGACUAGAGAAGCUAGGAAAGGGUGGAGACUGGGUGGAGAGGAGCGGGGCGUAGGGAAUGGGCCAGGAGGAAGGGCUGGGGAGGUAGCAGGGGCCCAGGAGAAAGCAGAGUGUGCGGAUCCUGAGGCGAGGGCCGGGGCGGGGCCAUGAUGGUCCAGGACACGUCUAAAGGGCGGCGUCCUAAAGGGCCCUCAGCUAUGCGGUGCAGGGAAUUGACUGCAAACAGCCGAGAGAUGGCUGAGCGCGGGAAGACGAGAGGAGCCGAGAGGGUGCGUCUGGGAGUCGGGGAGAUGGCUGAGCUGUUAGCGCUGGCUGCUUUUCCAGAGGGCCCCGCGCCUUAGCACCUCACGGUGGGUCACGAGCCCCUUUAACUCCAGUUCCAGGGGCUCCUGUCCCCUCUUGGGGCACCGUGGGCAUUAGAAGCCCGUGCGGUGGAUGUACGUACAUACACACGGCAAAAUUCAUACACAUAAAAUAAGAGACUCGAGCCACCCCAAGUCCUGGAGCGGGCAGGCAGGAGCGAGAGCUAGCUGGAACCUCUUGGAUCAACGUCUCUGUUCUCUCCUGCGACGGGAUGGGGGUGAGGGAGCGUUACUUUUUAGGGUGGGCUACUGCGCAAGUGCAGGAAGCCGCAGGCCUACUUGCCCCUAGGAUUCCAGCGAGGCCUGCCAUAGCUGUACCACGGUCACGUGACAGUCACGCUUGCGCCCAACGCCCACCAGACAUCUUCUUCCCCGUCAGACCUUCCCGGGUGGCCUCAACCGGACUGCUCCCCACUCUGAGCUGGCCCUGUUGCCCUUCACCUGCGCCCUGCCCUCGGGAGGCUGCAAGCCCGCCGCACAUGCGUUCGCGGGCCGCACGCUUCCCGGUGGAGCUGGGCUUCGUGAGGGAUCCAGAUGCCCAGGUGGGCCGUCUGCAUCGCCUCGCUAUGGCUGGAGGCCCGUGCUGGGGCCUGGCCAGGCUCCUGCGUGGAGUUGUCCAGAUAGACGGUGAGAACUCCGCCGGGCAGACGGCGCUCUUCCUGUCCGCGCUCCUGGGCCACGCUUCUGCCGUGCGCCUCCUGCUGACCUUUGGCGCCAACCCCAACCACCGCUGCCUCGACGGCAGCACACCCGUGCACGCGGCUGCCUCCUCCGGCCGAGGGUUGGUGCUGUGGCUCCUGCUGCAGGCAGGAGGCGACCUGCGUCUGCGGGACCAGCAGGGUCGCACCCCUCGAGACUGGGCUGAGCGGGGUGAUAGCACGCAGAGCUGGGAGGUGCUGGAGCUGUUGCAGUGGUGCCGUUCCCACAUGUCAGCAUUGGUGCAGAGCGGGGAGUUGGCGCCCACUGUGUCCCUGAGUCAGCUGCAGGCUGGCUCUGGGCACAGCCUGUGUGGCCCGCUACCCUCGCUGAGGCUGGUGCAGGCAGACAGGGCGCUGAGGCAAGGGCAGCUCAGGAGAUCCCCCAAAACCCCCGCGUUGGGGUUCGGCCAGCUGAGCUGCCUCCAGCCCCCGGCACUGGUAAUGGGCAUCCCGCUGGCAGACCCCAAGGAGCUAGCGCCAACCCAGGGUGAGCCUGACCGUACCUACGAGAGCAGUUCUCAUACCCUCAUGGCCAACCUCCUGUGGAAGGGCCACCCCGUUACCGUCCGGCAGCUGAAGACCUCCGAAGCCCACCCUGAUGUGCUGUUGGCUGACCUUCAGCACUGCAGCACCCUGCACCACCCCGGGCUGCUGCUGCUGAUGGCACUGAGCCCCUCGGAGGACCUGUCCAGACUGAGCCUGCUCUUUGAGCCCGUGCGCCUGGGCUCCCUGUAUCUCCUGCUGCACUCUCCAGGAGCCGAUGAGGAAGGGCCCCGAGCCCUGCCAGGCCUGCCGCCCUGCACGCUGCUGCUACAGGUGUUGGAGGCCCUGUUGUUUCUGCAGUCCCGCUGCUGGGCCCAUGGUGGCCUCAGUUCCCAUGCUGUGCAGCUCGUGCGGCCAGGCCUGGCCAAGGUGAGCCACCUGGAGCACGGGCGGCCGCUGCACCGGCCCAGGCCGCAGCCCAGGCUGCAACAGGACUCCCCCAAGAGAGACCCAAGCCCAGGGCUCCCCCCGCCCCCCGAGCUGUACCCAUGGCUACCGCUGGAGCUGAUCCAUGGCGACGUGCCAGCCACGACCUCAGACCUCUACAGCUUCUGCAUCCUGGCCCAGGAGGUCUUCACUGGAGAGCUGCCCUGGGCUGGGGGAGAGGGGCCUGAGGUGAAGGCUAAGCUGGAGGCAGGUGAGAGCCCAGGCCUGGACCCCUCGCUGCCAGCCCCCUACCAGGCCUUGGUUCAAGCUGGGCUGGGCCUAGAGCCCGCCGACCGCUGGGGAAGCCUGCAGAGCACUCGGUACCUGUUGCGAAAGGCCGUGGCCCAGGACUCAGCACCCAAGGCCAGCUCUCCAGUCCAGUGGACAACGCUGUCUCCUGUAACCCUGGGCAACCUGCCAGAGCACCUGUACUGUGAGGGGGCUCCCAGGGCCAAGGCCAGGUCCAGGCUCGUGCUCCCUUCCCCAGGCCCUUCCCAGGCUCUGGAGACUCCUGGGACCACAGGUCACAGUAGGGCCCAGUGGAGUGCAGCCUGGGACUCGAGCAGUAGCUUGACCCUCAGCAGCGGCAGCAGCCCCAGCUCCAGUCUUCAUGUAGGCCCCAGGCCCAGCGCACACUGCUGCCCGGAGCCCACCUCAACAAAGCCUGACAGUGAGGACAGAGAGCCGAGGGAAGGGAGCCUCUUCUCCGGCCUACAGGAGAUGGAUCUGCUGGAGGAGAUCAUGGCAGAGCUGCAGAAUAAAUGCCACCUGGAAGACACGUGCAGGCUGAGCCCUGCUCUUAGCCCAGACGCCUCGGGUGCCCACAGCUCUCCCUGCAGACUUUACCCUGGGAGCCCCCCGGACUGACCCCAACCCUCAGUAUUUGCCUCAAAGCAGAGAAAGUGGUAAAGUCCCCGUUUGUCUCUUCAUCAUUCA
Messenger RNA from Meriones unguiculatus (Mongolian gerbil), 5540 nucleotides. It is a transcript of the gene Prodh2, whose product is annotated as proline dehydrogenase 2. The transcript has 16 exons. Gene Ontology annotation, molecular function: ATP binding; protein binding; FAD binding. The coding region runs from base 3150 to 5471 and encodes 773 amino acids. Gene Ontology annotation, biological process: protein phosphorylation; mitotic spindle assembly checkpoint signaling; attachment of spindle microtubules to kinetochore. NCBI's taxonomy places the organism in Eukaryota, Metazoa, Chordata, Mammalia, Rodentia, Muridae. The record is from RefSeq and is a predicted model, not a curated record. Gene Ontology annotation, cellular component: kinetochore; midbody; intercellular bridge.